Molecule: messenger RNA, 708 nt
Organism: Linnemannia hyalina
Lineage: Eukaryota; Fungi; Mortierellomycota; Mortierellomycetes; Mortierellales; Mortierellaceae
Source: the annotation of a GenBank genome assembly
AUGCCCCGGCCGUCGGCGGAGAUCUGGAGGGAGCUGUCGAGUCUCAAAAAACGAGAUCCUCCUGCCUCUGGAGGACAGCCUGUUCCGCUACGACCGGGAUUUAAUCGCGGGGUGGAUAUCUUGGACCUGACACGCGUCUCGGUCACUCAUGAGGCGAAGUAUUGGUUCCUGAGGACUUGUGCGGACGCGAAGGAGUUGCGGAUGUUGGAGGUGGCGUUUAUGGUGGCCAAUGGCAAGCCUGACAACUGCCAGUUGUUCCUCCAGCUCAAGAAGCGACGGCCGCAGGGGAGGAAGGUCGAGAUUGUGGAGUUUAAUGGGUAUAAUGUGAUUGACCAGCUCACCUAUCUGAGCCAUCUGGUCGAGGCCCGGAGUAUUACGUGGAUAUCACCUGUGGCGGGGAGGUUGCCGAUCCAGACGCUACCGUUACCGACACUGGUGGAUUUGAAGCAGUUUAUUACGCCGACUACGUGGCCUAAAUUGAGGGCGCUGGAUUUAACAGGGAUCCCUAGGCGGCAGUUGGUCAAGUUCUCGGACGAGUGUAUUGCACAUAUUCUUGACUGUGUGCCCGAUAGUCAGUUGGAAGUGUUUAAGUUGCAGGGGUCGACAUUUGGUCCGCUUGGUGCGAAGGCUUUGAAGAAGCAGUUUCCGUGUCUGCAGGAUCUGAGGUUGGAGCCUGAUGGGAUUGAUGCGCAGAGCGAGUUUCUUUAG